Messenger RNA from Clarias gariepinus (North African catfish), 1720 nucleotides. RefSeq names its product coagulation factor X. Gene Ontology annotation, cellular component: extracellular region. The record is from RefSeq and is a predicted model, not a curated record. The coding region runs from base 103 to 1545 and encodes 480 amino acids. Lineage: Eukaryota; Metazoa; Chordata; Actinopteri; Siluriformes; Clariidae. Gene Ontology annotation, molecular function: serine-type endopeptidase activity; calcium ion binding. The transcript is spliced from 9 exons. Gene Ontology annotation, biological process: blood coagulation; proteolysis.
ACGGUUUUAAAGUCACUGAACUGCUGAUGCGUGUUAUGCUCAACUGAGGGGAAAAGGCAUAAAUAAAAUUUUCUCACAUGGAAUUUGACACAAAGAGUCCAAAUGUCUGAAUCUACGUUUUGUGUAGUGAUAUUUUUAUUCAGUACCUAUAUAAACAGCCUUCAAUCAGCAGUGUUUAUUAAUCACAGAGAUGCUGUAAGACUCCUGAGGCAUCGCCGGGCCAAUUACUUCCUGGAGGAAAUGAAACCUGGGGAUUUGGAGCGCGAGUGCUAUGAGGAGAUUUGCUCUAAGGAGGAAGCCGCGGAAAUCUUUCAGAGCAGAGAGAAAACAUCAGAGUUUUGGAACCGAUACCAACGUCACAGUCGCUGCAGUGAAAACAUAUGUUUUAAUGGAGGGGUUUGCACUGAAAGUGAUGGACGUUAUGAGUGCGUGUGUCCACCAAAUUACACCGGAACAAACUGUGAGAAAGAAGUGUUUGAGUGUGAGUACAAGAAUGGCAAAUGCCUUCAUUACUGCAGAGACUCACAAAUGGUUGGUUCAGGUGUCACCUGCAGCUGUGCUGAUGGAUAUGAACUGGAGGAGGAUGGAAAAACCUGCAAAGUGGCAGCGCAAUUCCCGUGUGGAAAACAAUGGUCUAAAGGCUUUCUACUACGCUCCUUAUUGGAUGAUCUAAACCUCACCCAUAUAGCAGAAAAUCCCACAAACAUCAGCCAAUUUACAUCAAAUCACACCCACCCUACAGAGAACGCCACUUACCCACUCUACAAUAUAUCUACUUCUGAUGAGUCAGAUAAACGAAUUGUAGGUGGCCAGCUACAGCAACAAGGUGGAAGUCCUUGGCAGGCUCUGCUACGCAGGAAGGAUGGUAAUGGUUUCUGUGGAGGAACACUAAUCAAUAAACAUUGGGUCGUUACAGCAGCUCACUGUCUACAGGAAGUACCUGACCAUGUGACCCUUGGCGACUUUGAUAAAUUUCGUCCUGAUGAGGGUGAGCAAAGCAUCAAGGUGAAGAAAGUUGUCGUUCAUCCUCAUUUCCAUGAGUACACAUUUGACAGUGACAUUGCUUUGCUGUACCUGGCUAAGCCAGUUGUGUUCAGUUCAGUCAUCUCCCCUGUGUGCUUGCCGAACACUCUUCUGGCUAAACGGCUAGAACGACCAGGAGAGCAAGGCCUAGUUACUGGCUGGGGAGCAACUCGCUACCUCGACCGUUCUUCGCGCUUUCUGUUGAAAGUGUCACUUCCUGUAGUGGACCAGCAGGAGUGUAUGGACACCACUGAUCAAGUUAUUACUGAUAAUAUGUUCUGCAGUGGAUAUCUGGAUACAGAGAAAGAUGCAUGUAGCGGUGACAGCGGUGGGCCGUUCGCAGUGAACUACAGAGGAACAUGGUUCCUGACUGGUGUGGUGAGCUGGGGUGAGCAAUGUGCUGCUGAGGGAAAAUACGGUGUAUACACGAGACUUAGCAACUACUUGAACUGGAUACAAGACGAGAUGAAGAAACAGGAAGAAAUAAUCAGCGAAAAUACAAAUCAAUCCAACACCAGUUAGAUAUUACAAUUUUUAAGUAGCAAUCAAUCCACAGUGUCAUAAAAACUAAUUCUUGUAAUAUUUUACCACCAGAUGUUUUUAAUCACACUUGUUAAUGACUGUAUUCUAGGCUCUAAAAAAAUUAAAAGAUGCAAUUAUUGAUAAACUACUGUGGCAUAAAAGAAAUAAAAGACUU